GGCAAAAGUCUUUUGGCAGUCACUGUGUCUGAGUGUGAGGGACCUCGCAGCAGAGAGACACACACGUUGCUCCAAGGAUUUAUUACCUCGAAGGGCUAAGAGGCAACGCUCAAAUAUCAGAGCGUGCAGCUGGGCUUCUGGAAAGGACCUGAGCUAAGAGCUGUGAGGACUGUGAGCAGAGGGCAAUUAUAAACCUGCAAGGAACACUAAAGAAGCAGGAUGUUGAAGAAGGCAAAAAUUACAGAUCCCACUGCCGCUGGGCAGGGUGGUGAGAGCAGGCCUGCAAAGAAAAAAGGCAUCAAACGACGAUCCAAAGUUCCUGGUGUCAUGAUCACUCAGUACAUACAGGAACUUCCAGAGGGAAAGACCACUCCGGACUUCACUCGUAAACCCAUCCCCUUAACUAUUCAGGAGGGUAAAUUAGCCAUCUUCAAAGCUGUUGUGAUUGGGGAUCCUGAGCCAGUGGUAACCUGGAGCAGAGCCAAUGGAGACAUUAAUGAUCCUGUGAAAUAUCAGAUGAAAUUUGACCCGACAUCUCGCGAACACACAUUAGAGAUGCCCCGAGUAUCUGCGGAUGAAGCAGACACCUAUAAAUGCUACGCUUGUAAUGAAUUUGGGAAGGCUGUUUGCACUGUCGUCUUGAAUAUCAUUGAAGUUGCCUUCAAGAGGAAGAAAGCAAUGGAAGAGGCACAAGCAGCUCCAACAAAAGAUCCAACGGAAUUCCGGAAAAUGCUCAGGAAAUGUACUGUUGGAGAAAAGGAUGACAAAAAGUAUGGAGAAAUAGAUGAAAAGGUCUGGGAAAUUUUGCUGAGUGCAGAUAAGAAGGACUAUGAACGAAUCUGUCUUGAGUACGGAAUCACUGACUUCCGUGGCAUGCUUAAAAAACUGAACGACUUGAAAAAGGAAAGAGAAGAAGAGCAAGCAAAGUUCCUUGAGCACCUCAGUAGUCUGAGACAUAUUGAAGUUAGAUCAGAAGACACUGCAUCGUUUGAACUUGAAAUGGUACUCAAAGACCCCAACAGUAGGAUCUUCCUCUAUAAGGAUGGUGUAAUGAUUCCUUACAGCAAAGAUGAGGAAAUGGAAAUGAAGCACCAGCUGAAGCAAGUUGGAAAGAAGUACGUGUUCACUAUCAAAAAUCUCAAAUCGGAUGAUGCUGGGCUGUACCAGGUGGAUGUUGAGGGAGCCAACGUCUUCUCCACAGACUUCAAGAUUCCCCCUGUUGACUUUAUUGUCAAGAUUCAGGAGGUAAAUGCUGAAGAGAGAGAGGAUGCAGUCUUCCAGUGUGUGCUGUCCCAGCCUAUGGCUAAUAUACUGUGGAUGGGCAAGAACAACCCGCUGACAGCUGGGGAAAAGUAUGACAUCAUAGUGUCCGAGGACAAGCUGAUCCACAAAUUAGUGAUAAAGGACUGUCUGCCUCUGGAUCAGGGCAUCUAUGCAGCUGUGGCUGGCAUCAAGUCUUGCAAUGCCUGGCUCAUUGUAGAACAGCCUGGAGUUCACUUUACCAGUGGGCUGGAGGAUGUCAGCGCCAUUCUGGGGGAGUCAGCAGAGUUGGUCUGUAAGCUGAGCAGUGCUGCUUCCAAAGGACUCUGGUCCAAAGAUGGGAAAGAGCUGUCCUCCUCUGCUGGCAUUACCAUUAGCAAAGACGGUCUCUGCCACAAGCUGAAAAUCCAUAAAGUCUCAGAAGAACAUUCUGGAAAAUACCGCUUUGAGGCAGAAGGACGUAAAACAGAAGCGGUGAUUGUUGUGGAAGACCCACCAAGGUUUGACAAAGCUGACCUUGCUACAUUUUCUGAGCCUGUGACUGUGAAGAAUGGACAGAGUGCAACCUUCAAAUUACCAUUCGUGGGUCGGGAACCAAUGAAGGUGCAGUGGUACAGAGAGGGGGAGGAGUUAACAGAGGAUGCCAACAUCAAGGUGGAAAGGGCUCCGGGUCACAGCCGCCUGCUUAUCCGCAAGCUGCAUCGUAAAGACUCUGGAGAAAUCAAGGUCAAGGUCAAGAAUGAGUUUGGAACCAUUGAAGCCGUAUCCCAACUCAAUGUCCUUGACAAGCCUACCCCACCACAAGGCCCAUUGGAGGUGAUUGAAGGCUCUGCAUCCUGUAUUGAGAUCAAGUGGAGGCCCCCAAAAGAUGAUGGCGGUUCUCAAAUCUUACAUUACAACCUGGAGCGUCAACAGGUGGGACGUAACACCUGGAAAAAGAUAGGGGACAUCCCGGGCAAGUCUCCCACAUACAGGGACACAGAUGUGGACCACGGCAAACGGUACUGCUACCGCAUCAAGGCCAUUACUGCAGAGGGUGUCAGUGAGGUGAUGGAGACAGAAGACGUCCAGGCUGGCACUAAAGCAUACCCUGGUUCACCUGCUGCACCCAAAGUGGUCAGUGCUUUCAAGAACUGCAUCACUCUGUCAUGGGUUGCCCCAACCAACACUGGAGGAACCAGCAUUGUGGGCUACAACCUGGAGAAACGCAAGAAAGGCAGCAACCUCUGGAGCCCAGUGAACCCUCUGGAUGAGCCCAUUAAAGAGAAAACCUUUGCAGUGAAGGACAUCAUUGAGGGGUUGGAAUAUGAGUUCCGUGUGUCUGCAAUCAACUUUUCUGGGGCAGGAGAGCCAAGUGUCCCAUCUGAGUUUGUGUUUGCCAGAGACCCCAAGAAGCCCCCUGGGAAGGUUGUAGACCUGAAGGUGACAGACUCCUCCUACACCACCUUGUCCCUGAGCUGGUCUAAACCCCACGAAGAAGCAGGUGCCCAAGAUGAAGCUAAAGGCUUUUUUGUGGAGAUCAGGCCAGCAGACAGCCCAGAGUGGCAUCGCUGUAACACUAACGCCAUUUCCAUGACAAGCUACACCAUAAAGGGUCUGAAGUCGAUGGCAAUGUACUGGGUGAGGGUGAUUGGCGCCAAUGACGGGGGAGAGGGGGGGCCCCAAGAACUUAAUAACUACAUCCUUGCCAUGCCCCCUCCUGUGAGGCCACGAUUCACAGAUGCCAAAAUGAACAGCUUCAUGGUGGUGAGAGCAGGAAACUCUGCACGAGUCAACAUCAACUUUGAGGCUUCCCCUGUUCCAGAAAUCAUUUGGCUGAAAGAUGGCACGCCUGUGUCUAAACGGAUAACCAUUAGCAAUGCUGAGGGCACAUCACAGCUCCUGAUUGCCUCAUCAGAGCGCUCUGACACAGGUGUCUACACCAUAAUAAUCAAGAACCUGGUUGGCCAGGAAACAUUCAGCGUUGAGAUCAGAGUCACAGACGAGCCCAAGCCACCGGGUCCAGUGGAGCUUGACGAGAAUGUUCCAGGCACGGUGACUGUCUCUUGGACGCCCUCUCCGGAUGAGAAACGUGAUGACAGGCUGCACUACAUGGUGUCCAAACGCGACUCCGUCAAGCGAACCUGGCACACCGUAGCUGACCACCUCUUCAAUAACAGGUUCACUGUCUGCAAUAUCAUGCCUGGGCGGGAGUACUACUUCCGAGUGUAUGCCAAGAACGACAUGGGCCUCUCUGACCCUUCUGAAUCACCAGUUUGGUCAGUCACCAGGAAGAAAGAAAAGUUCCACGUCAAUGUGCCUGAAUCUAAGCCCUGCAACUUAGAGAGACCACCGAAAUUCCUUAUCCCUUUGAAGAUGCACACUGCACCCCAAGGCUACGAGUGCUACAUGAGCUGUGCUGUGAGGGGUGACCCCGCGCCUCAUGUCACAUGGUAUCGAAACAACAUCAGCCUCAACACAAACACCAACUAUUACAUCUCCAACACCUGUGGUGUCUGCUCCAUGCUCAUCCUCAGAGUUGGGCCCAAGGACACGGGCGAGUACAAAGUCAUUGCAGAGAACCCUCUGGGCCGGGCGGAGUGCUCCACCAACCUCAUCGUCAGAGAAUAAAUCAACUUUAAGGUCAAGAUGACAACACCGGCCUUCAACAUUUUUUAAUCACUUUUUUUUCUUUUCCUGGAAUUCUUAUUGUGUUUUUUUAUGUAGAAAUGUGUUGUGUAUAUUUUCAUAGAAAAAUGUUGAAGUCAUGACAUGCAAUGUGAAACAUCACCCUACAAAACUGGGUUUGUGGUUGAUUGCUGACAUGUGCAUAAAUAUUCACUUUUGGAGUGUUAUGUGAUGAAUUAUAUCAUGAAAUGAAGAUUUGCAUGAAUAAGAAAUGAGAAACACUACAUAAUACUCCACUUGCUGUCAAUUGCCUUUUAACCCACAAAACAGAAAUGUUUCCGUUUUGAAUAUGUGAUUUUCAAGUGCAAUAAAAACCCCAGCCGUAGGCAAGGCAGUAUUAAUGAUAGUUAUUCAAGAAUAAAGCUAAGGUUCAAUCAUGCUGUAAACUGCUGUCUUUUACUCUGAGAAAUUAAAACAAGUUGUUUAAAAAGUUGUUUAGUUAAUGCUGCAUUUGUACUGGCUGAAGUCUACUUAGCCUCAUACCAUGCUGUUUCAGAGCCACUCAGAAGGACUCUGUUCUGUUUAAAUGAAACAGGCGUAAUUGAAACAGGAUCUCUUACACAGCAUUGUUUUAUGUUGGAGCAUUACUCACUCCUCUCCUGCAUGCCUGCUCAAUAACGUGUUGCAAUUUUUUCUGCCUGCAUAUUACUUAGUCUUUUACAAGGAAGCUACAUUGAAAAAUAAGAAAAUGAGAAGAUGUCUGUACUGAUUAAUGCUGCCAUGCUUGAAUUCUUGUUAAUUCUGUUUAAGAUGACAACAAUGUUAUGUAAUUUGCUUCAAGUUUAGUUUGAUAAAGUUAACCACUGUACAAAAUGGGAGGAAAUGUAUACUGAACAGGAUAUUGGCUAUUUUUUGUAGCUGUAUUCAUUGUUCUUUAUUAGCAAUUCUUUAAUAAAUUACUUACUUCGUUUGAUAACAAUAAUAUCCAGAACAACAUACAAAGCUAAUACUGUAUGAGCAAAAAGAAUGGUCAUAGAUACAGGUUUUGGAAAGAAUAAAUUUUCACUGACAUGAGAAUGCAAAGAGUUCCUUGAUUUUGAAGAUUACAUAAUCAAUCCUAUUGGUAUAAUGGCAUAUAAAAAGAAAAAAGAAAAAAAAAACUACAUAAAAUUCUUCCAUUCUAGAAAUGAGAUUACUCCUGGCCUAGGCUGAGCCAUAUGUGGGAGAUGACUAUGGCCUUGUUGAAAUGUAGCUGAGGCUAGGCUUGUGGCCUAUGAGCACAUUUGAUAGUCCCUAUUAUCUAACAAUAUUUUUACUUGAUGUCAGUGACUGUCAAGUUCACAAUGUUAACAAUUGAAAAAAAAAAAUGUCUAUUACACAUAUUGUUUUCCUUAAUGUUAAAGACAGUUCAGCUGGCUUUAACUUGAGCCUAUCUAUUUCACAAAAUAUCUCUAUAAGAUAAAUAUAGUUAUAGGAAACACAAAUUGGUCAGGUGAUGAACAUUUUUAAUAGUUAAAAUCAUCUGAAAUGCAUCCCAGUGGCUUUAGUUCUUACCUUUGAAUACAAAUUCAGUUAAAAUAUCAGGCAACAUUAGGGAAUGGUUUUAUCUUCUUUACAAAAUUAGAUAGUGAAAGUAUGCUUGCCUUUUGUUUAGUCUUUUCUUCAACGCACCUUUUCAUGAGAAAAAGGGAGCAGUCAUUUACUUUAUAAAGUAGUUUAAAAAGAUCAUAUGAAAACUGACACUAGAUUUUAUUAAGUAAACCUGAAUGAAUGCAAUCAAGGUACCUAUACAAUGAGUUUGAUUAGUAUGUAUUUGUUUUUCAAUGUAUACACAGAUGAUUAACACAGUAGCCAUGUUAGAUAGUUUGGUGUCAAUUAAUACUUAACUGUGAAGGAGUGGAAAGCAUAAACUCUUUAAAUAAACCUGAGAAUUGUAACAUUA
This is a messenger RNA of Megalops cyprinoides (Indo-Pacific tarpon), 5809 nucleotides long. RefSeq names its product immunoglobulin-like and fibronectin type III domain-containing protein 1. The transcript has 24 exons. Lineage: Eukaryota; Metazoa; Chordata; Actinopteri; Elopiformes; Megalopidae. The record is from RefSeq and is a predicted model, not a curated record. The coding region runs from base 220 to 3870 and encodes 1216 amino acids. Gene Ontology annotation, molecular function: protein binding.